This is a messenger RNA of Pongo pygmaeus (Bornean orangutan), 13706 nucleotides long. RefSeq names its product spectrin repeat containing nuclear envelope family member 3 (gene SYNE3). Gene Ontology annotation, cellular component: meiotic nuclear membrane microtubule tethering complex; nuclear outer membrane; cytoplasm. The coding region runs from base 71 to 3049 and encodes 992 amino acids. Gene Ontology annotation, biological process: nuclear migration. Gene Ontology annotation, molecular function: actin filament binding. Lineage: Eukaryota; Metazoa; Chordata; Mammalia; Primates; Hominidae. The record is from RefSeq and is a predicted model, not a curated record. The transcript has 18 exons.
UCUGCAGGGCUAGCGGAAAGGGCUCUAGAAGGUUCUGGAAGUCAAGAUUGUGAAUAGCUGCUUUUGAAUAAUGGAAUCCUCAAGGCCUUGCGAAACGAAUGCCAGAGCCCCUGCAGGUGCCAUGACUCAGCAGCCCCAGGAGGACUUUGACAGGAGUGUGGAGGAUGCCCAGGCAUGGAUGAAGGCUGUGCAGGAUCAGCUGCAGGUCAAUGACAACACGCAGGGGCCCCGCGCGGCCCUGGAGGCCAGGCUGUGGGAGACCGAGAAAAUAUGCCAGCUGGAGCCCGAGGGGCGUGUGAAGGUGGACCUCGUGCUACGGAUGGCCGAAGCCCUCUUGGCAUGCUGCCCUGGGGACCAGAAGCCCAGGAUCCUGGCCCGGCUGAAGGACAUCAAGGCCCAAUGGGAGGAGACAGUCACCUACAUGACUCACUGUCACAGCCGCAUCGAGUGGGUGUGGCUGCACUGGAGCGAGUACCUGCUGGCCCGAGAUGAGUUCUACCGCUGGUUCCAGAAGAUGAUGGUCACGCUGGAGCCCCACAUCGAGCUCCAGCUGGGCCUGAAGGAGAAGCAGUGGCAGCUGAGCCACGCCCAGGUGCUGCUGCACAACGUGGACAACCAGGCAGUGCUCCUGGACCGGCUGCUGGAGGAGGCAGCCUCCCUGUUCAACAGGAUCGGUGACCCCAGCGUGGACGAAGAUGCCCAGAAGAGAAUGAAGGCUGAGUACGAUGCAGUGAAGACCAAGGCCCAGGACCGGGUAGAUCUGCUGGAGCAGGUGGCCCAGGAGCAUGAGGAGUACCAGGCAGUCGUGGACGAGUUCCAACUGUGGCUGAAGGCAGUGGUGGAGAAGGUGAAUGGCUGCCUGGGACGAAACUGCAAGCUGCCCAUCACGCAGCGCCUCUCCACACUGCAGGACAUUGCCAAAGAUUUUCCCAGGGGCGAGGAGUCUCUGAAGAGGCUGGAGGAGCAGUCUGUGGGUGUCAUUCGGAACACCUCUCCUUUGGGUGCAGAGAAGAUCACCGGAGAACUGGAAGAGAUGAGGAAAGUUCUGGAGAAGCUGCGCGCCCUCUGGGAGGAGGAGGAGGAGCGGCUGCGGGUCCUGCUCCAGUCCAGGGGAGCCUGUGAGCAGCAGAUUAAGCAGCUGGAGGCUGAGCUCAGUGAGUUCAGGAUGGUCCUGCAGAGGCUGGCCCAGGAGGGCCUGCAGCCUGCGGUGAAGGCGGGGACCGAGGACGAGCUGGUGGCACACUGGAGACGCUACUCGGCAACACAGGCGGCGCUGGCCUCGGAGGACCCCCGGGUGGACCGGCUGCAAGCCCAGCUGAAGGAGCUCAUCAUCUUCCCUCACAACCUGAAGCCACUCUCUGAUAGUGUCAUCGCUGCCAUCCAGGAGUAUCAGAGCCUGAAGGUGAAGAGCGCCAGGCUGCGCAAUGCCGCGGGGGUGGAGCUGUGGCAGCAUUUCCAGCGGCCUCUGCAGGAUCUGCAGCUGUGGAAGGCCCUGGCCCAGCGGCUCUUGGAGGUCACUGCCAGCCUGCCGGACCUGCCUUCCCUUCACACCUUCCUGCCCCAGAUCGAGGCGGCCCUGAUGGAAAGCUCCCGCCUGAAAGAGCUGCUGACGAUGCUGCAGCUGAAGAAAGACCUCCUGAUUGGCGUCUUUGGCCAGGAGAGAGCCACGGCACUCCUGGAGCAGGUGGCGGGUUCCAUGAGGGACAGAGACCUGCUGCAUAACAGCCUCCUGCAGAGGAAAAGCAAACUGCAGAGCCUGCUCGCUCAGCACAAAGACUUUGGAGUGGCUUUCGAGCCCCUGCAGAGGAAGCUCUUGGACCUCCAAGUCAGGGUCCAAGCCGAGAAGGGGCUUCAGCGGGACCUUCCUGGAAAACAGGCCCAGCUCUCAAGGUUGCAGGGGCUGCAGGAAGAGGGGCUGGACCUGGGGGCACAGAUGGAGGCUGCAAGGCCUCUGGUCCAGGAGAACCCCAACCACCAGCACAAAAUGGACCAGCUUUCCUCUGACUUCCAGGCCCUGCAGAGGUCUCUGGAGGACCUUGUGGACAGGUGUCGGCAGAGUGUGCAGGAGCACUGCACCUUCAGCCACCAGCUGCUGGAGCUGCGGCAGUGGAUCACCGUGACCACACAAAAGCUGAAGGCACACCGGGGAGAGGCGGGCCUGGGGGAUGCUGAGUCCCAAGAGGCCGAGUUUGAGAGGCUGGUGGCAGAAUUCCCGGAGAAGGAGGCCCAGCUGUCCCUGGUGGAAGUGCAGGGCUGGCUGGUGAUGGAGAAGUCUUCUCCGGAGGGUGCUGCCGUGGUGCAGGCGGAGCUCAGGGAGCUGGCAGAGUCGUGGCAGGCCUUGAGGCUGCUGGAAGACAGUCUGCUGAGCCUCAUCAGAAACUGGCAUCUGCAGAGGAUGGAAGUGGAUUCGGGGAAGAAAAUGGUUUUCACCAACAACAUCCCGAAGUCAGGAUUUCUCAUCAACCCCAUGGAUCCUAUUCCCAGGCAUCGUCGACGUGUAAAUCUUCUACAGGAAGAAGAAGGGAGCCUUGAAGAUUUCACCCAGCUCCUGAGGAACUUUGAGCAGUGGUUGCAGGUGGAAAACUCCAAGCUGGUUAGAAUCAUCGCAAUGAGAACUUCUACAGCCGAGGACUUGAGGACCAGAAAAUCGAAGCUGCAGGAGCUGGAGGCUCGGGUGCCAGAAGGUCAGCAUCUCUUUGAGAACCUCCUUCGUCUCGGGCCAGCAAGGGGGACCUCGGAUGAGCUGGAAGAUCUGCGCUACCAGUGGAUGCUGUACAAGUCCAAGCUGAAGGACGCCGGCCACCUGCUGACACAAAGUUCUCCAGGGGAGCCGACUGGAUUCCAAAAGACUCCGCGGUGGCGAGGACUGGGCUCCCUCUUCCGGAGGGUGUGCUGUGUGGCGCUCCCACUGCAGCUGCUUCUGCUGCUAUUCCUCCUCCUGCUGUUCCUGCUCCCAAUCAGGGAAGAGGACCGCAGCUGCACCCUGGCCAACAACUUCGCCCGCUCCUUCACGCUCAUGCUGCGCUACAAUGGCCCACCACCCACCUAACCCACUGGGGCAUACAGGUGACUUUCUUCUCCAACCUCCAUCAGUCCCAGGGCCCCUCCUGAGGUUGCCCGCCAGGGAAACUGGAAACAGGGGCAGGCCAAAGACUGCAGAGCUGCAUCCAUAUCAGUGCUGUGUCAGCGUUCCCGGAACACACUUACUUUUUAUACAGUGUUGUCUUAGUCUAUUUAUACUAAAUGUGUACUACAUGUGACUAGGGAAUAAUGUCUAGAAUUUUUAUAUGAUCUGUAUGUAAAUGCUAAGUAUGUAUAAUUUCAUAUACAAGGUCUAUUUGGAGUUGGGAAAAUUCCUAGCCAUGUCUCCCUCCAAUGGGAUUUUGUGGUAUUGUUGACUUGGUCUGCAGUCAACCCUAGAAAGCAAGAACAAUAACAUGUCACUUUCAUGGCAACCUCUUCUCCAAAGCUAAUCCCAGAACUCAGAUGUAAUGAAAGGCCUCUGAGCUGCAAUGUGGAAGAGCACCACAGACCCUCACUUAGUGCCCAGUGACUCUUGCUUUAUGCAUAAUGAGAACAAGUAUGCUUGUCUAGUUUUAACAACCACAAAGAGUAGCUGCCAUGUGUCAGAAGUAGAAAUGGCAAUGACCAGAGGCAGGUACAGUGAUAGCAGUGACAAGUGACAGAGUGACAUCAAGGGAGAAAAAGAAGAGCUGCAGAGAGCAGAUCCCUGAACUAAGAAAGCACAGCCAUGUGGAGGCAUCGCAUGCGGGAGCCCUAACCCCAGCUCUCAGCGGCUUCUGAUCACACAGACCUAUGAGGACUGUCCCUGGUGAUGACACCAAGCCCCCAUGAAACGGUGAGAUCCUGCUCUGUGUGUUUCAUUCAGGGAGAAAGGGAAGAAGACAGGCUUUAUUUUUAAGAUUUCCAUGCAGAAUGGUGAGGCACACUCCGUGAGCAGCACCCACUGGCAGUGCCCAGGAAAGAUGUGUUUCCUCUGUUGCUCCUGGACUGAGUUUUCAUCGUCGAGAGCUCAAGCUGCAGGUGAGAAGGGAAGCAUCUGCCAUACCAUGGGCCAGGGAUCGAGGGUCCAGGACAGCGGUGAGAGAAUCUGCUCUGGAGUUCGGCCUGUCUCAAGGGCUCUCCUUCCCCUUCCUAGAAAAGACUCUGGAGACAGCAGGUCCAUGGGGCCAAGAAGGUCUCAUGUGCAUCCCCAUAUGGGACUAGGGCCCAGGCCACCCAAAACCAGGCCCUCUCCAGCCAGGUGUAGGUGAGCCGGGCUCCAUGCACCACCUGGGCUGGGGCCGCAGUGACUCCAUGUGAGUUCCCGAGGCCAGAAACUCAUCCCUUCCUUGCCAGGGAACUCUGGGAUGGUUCCUAAGUGCUUUACAACUGGAUCAUGUUUUUCCUAAAUCAACACUAAAUUUUCCCCUUUAAAAAAGUACUUAAUUCCCACUCUUUACAAAUGGAUUUUACCGUUCAACUACAAAUACGAGCUUCAGAGGGGAUUUCCUCGGACCUUCUCUCUGGCUUUGGAAUCAUAAAGUAUUAUAGACCCAGAAAGGCCCUUUAAGUAGAGGGGAAACUGAGGCCCUAAGAGGGCCUGAUGCCCAGCACCACUGCUGUCUCACACACACUGACCCUUUGCCUUUCACCGUGAGCUCUGCCCUUGGGGACCCGGGUCCUAGGCAACUAGGACAUUCAUGGGCAGGAAACCCAUGCUGCCAAGGACAGCCCUUGGGGCUGACUCAGAAAGUAUAUUUUUUUUUCUUUUAACUCGCCUGUAUUUGUUACAACUUUAAGCAGAAUGUGACUUGGGCACUGUAUUUCCAUCCACAAGCCUGGCUCUGAGUUAUUAUUAUUAUUGUUAUUAUAAUUAUUUUGAGACGGAGUUUCGCUCUUUUUGCCCAGGCUGGAGUGCAGUGGUGCGAUCUCGGCUCACUGCAACCUCCGCCUCCCAGAUUCAAGCGAUUCUCCUGCCUCAGCCUCCCGAAUAGCUGGGAUUAUAGGCAUCUGCUACCACGCCCAGCUAAUUUUUGUAUUUUUAGUAGAGUUGGGGUUUUACCAUGUUGGCCAGGCUGGUCUCGAACUCCUGACCUCAGGUGAUCUGCCCACCUCAGCCUCCCAAAGCACUGGGAUUACAGGCAUGAGCCACCAUGCCUGGCCUUUUUUUUUUUUUGAACGGCUUUAUGAUAAGCUGUAGGCUUAUAAUUAUGCUCCUCCAAACAACACUUUUCUUUGGAAAACAAGCCCUCUGGACUCUCCAUCCUUCCAUCAAGUUCCUUCCCUCAAGCUGCUUCAGUUUAACUUAUUUCUACAGGACUAGUACAUGCAGAAUUGGCAACUACAGGGGAUGAAAAGUUCAAAAAGUAGAUCCUACAACCCUGUGACUUGGUUUCCAAAUAUCUAGAGAAAUUUGUGAUUUCAUGUAAAAAGAGAAAGCACACUUUUCUCCAGAUAUCUGGAAACCAAGCCAUAGGGCCAUUCUCUGCAGGCAACCGCCUUACUGGAAAAUCAGGGGCUGAGUGAGCCCAGGCAGCCAUGCCCAGAUGUCCAGUCCUGGAAGUCAGAGCAGUGGCGGGGCGGUGGCGGCAGGCGGCGGAGCUUGCCAGGUUUCCACUCUACUAUGUCACAGGUGAGAAAGCUGAGGCCCAGAAUGGGGAAGAAACUGAUCCAUGGCCACACAGUGAGAGGCAGCAAGGCCAGAGCCCAACUGGCCACCAUGGCCCUCAGGUGGUGUCCUGCUCGUUGUAGUGUGUUCCCCGCGUGUCGGCAACUACAGGAAGAAAACAGCCACUGGGCAUGUGUGCAGCCUGUCACAUAUACCACAUGUUGGGGAAGUAGAAGCUGGAACAUGCGGGCGGGGGUGGGAAUAUCUACCUAUAUUUUUUAAAUUUUGAUAAUGAUGCCAUCAAGUCUGCUUGUUUGCAUAACUGUUUUUUAAAAAAGAAUUGAUAUUUUCAGUACUUUCAUAUAAAUAUACUUGUAAUAUGACGUAACAGCCCAAUUAUUGGUGCUUCCAAGUGCAAGUGCAAUCUCCUUUGCUUAAAGGAGAGCCAGGCAAUUAUUCUUAUGACUUUAGUUUCUAGCCUCUUUAACGGCCUUGUAGAGCUUUAAGGUGCUACUGGAGAAAGGUGGCGCUGUGGCGCGCGCGCGCGCGCGUGUACGUGUGUGUGUGUGUGUGUGUGUGUGUCUUGUUCGUCUGUUUCCAAAAUGAAAGGGGUCUUAGAGUUUAUAAGAAUUGGUACUCUCAUGGCCCAACACUGUGUGUGUGUGUGUGUGUGUGUGUGUGUGUGUGUGUGUGUGUGUGUGUGUGUGUCAGAGAGAGAGAGAGGAGGGAAGCGGAGGAGGGAGAGAGAACCACCAGUGGGUCGGUUGAUGAAUUAGUUAUCCCUGCUUACCUGUCCCUCCCACCCCUUUCUUUCUUAGCCCGUUCUCUGCAUGUGGAAAGGCACAUGCAGCACCCAGAGGGUGUUUAAAAAGAGAAGCUGGGAGCGGGCGGGAUGGGCAGGUACUGACAACAGAUGAGGCCAGGAGACCCUGGGAAGUGCCCAGUGGUGGCGGGACAGAGGGAACACCGACAAGGGAGACAAAGAACGUGCUCCGUUUGGUGCUCCUGGGUGCGUGACCCCCUUGGGUGGCAUUUGGCAGCCUUGCUUUAUGUAAUUCCCACACUGACACCUGCCCCCAGGGUUUGAUACUGUUUUACCCCCACGUUUGAUAUGGAACACUGAGGCUUAAAGAUAUAAAGACCCUUGCUCAUGCUGAAGUGGGUCCAAACCCACAACAUGGGGCAAUGAGGACCCCAAAGCCCAGGCUGGAGGGGGGCUUCAGGCUGGUUCUACCAGGUUGCAGUCUCUGUAGCCUCUGGGAAUGGAGUUCCCUGUGCAAGCAGGCAGAACUCUGCCCAUCAGCUCGCCUGGGACAUGGCCAGAGUGGAGCAUCCAUACAUUUCCCUGAGGGACUGGUCCUCAGCUGUGAGAUGAGUCACCACCAGCAGCACAUUCCCUUGGGCCAUCUAUCAUUAUCUUCACAUUGCUCACCUGGAAGAUGAGCCCCUCUAAUGUCUCAUGAUGAGGUCCUCGGUCAUGAAUGACAGAACUCCACACCCCCAAUGCCCAGCACAGGAUAAGAGCUUCAGCUGUGGUUUGCUGAAACCCAAAGGCAAAUGUGUUUCCUGACACCCGACUCCCUUCCAGAAGAAAUGGGUCAUGGAUGACCUGACCCAAUUCCAUCUCUCAGGCCCCGUUUGCUUCUGGCAGCUGGCUGGAGUUCCCUGCAGGGACCGGGGGUCCAAAGAUGCUUGUCUCCAGGCGGCUUCAGGGGAAGGAAGCUGGGGACCAUUUGCAGCCUGGACGCCAAGGAGAAUGACAGGCAGAGGGGAGAAAAAGGCCUGAAGGUGGGCAGUUUGUGCUAACUGGGGGUUCCCUAAUGGAUUUUACUGUUGGCAAACUGGGACCGGUGGCAUCAUCCUGCCCUGCCUUGCAGGGGAUGGGAGGCUGGGGCUGCCCACAGUUAGGGAGUAAAGAGGGGAUCUUAUCUCUUGCAUUAGACUGGAGCCAGGCCUGACCGGGAGGCCGGGAGGCUUUGCAGAAACUUUGAGGACCUGCACUUUAUGCUGGUCUGGCUGGAGAGGGUGGACAGGGAAGUGGGCCAGAGGGAGUCAGGCUUGAUGCACUGAACUGUGUGCUUAAAAGUGGUUAAGAUGCUAAAUUUUAUGUUAUGUUUACUUUACCACAAUUUGAGGGUGAGAGGAGAGAGAGAGAGUGAGAGCAAAAGAGAGAGAGAGAGAGAGAAGAGAGAGAGAAAAAGAGGAAGCAGGGGGGCGGGGAUAGCGAGAGAGAAAAAGAGAAUGGGAAUGGCAGGCUGUACCUUCAUGGUUCCCAACUUUCCUCCGAGGACAAGCGCUAGUGGCAAAGCUUUCACUGACCAAAGGCAAGUGAAACAAUAUGAGGGAACGCCUUGAGUUUUUCUUUCCAUAGGAUUUAUUUCACCCUAACACUGGCUCUUCAUUCUGGGAUUAUAUCUCUCCUACUUCAAGGGUGCUCAAUGGCCUUUAGGAAAUGAGGGAUGGGUAAAGGUGGCUCUGUCUUUUUUGAUGGUUUCCAUUGUGUUUUGGGAGCCCUCAUUGGACAAAAUAAAAAGUUGCCAACUCUGCGUUGGUUUGCUCCCCAUACAGUAUUCUUCCUGGAAAAACAUGUCUGAAAGUUUGGGAACCCAGGAGAUGGCUGGGAGAAGAGAGCAGCUUGAGGAUUGCUUAGUGCAGGAGUCCCCGAGGGAGAGAAGGAAAGAGAAAUGGGAAGAGGGACAUCAUGGAAAUUUGUGGCAACUGGGUUCAGGGGAGGCCAGGAGGCUGCCAGCUGUGGCCCCUCCAAAAAAAAAAAAAAAAAAAAACCCAGUUGCUCACUGGCCGUGCCUUCCCACUGGCCAUUCGGAUGCUGUCUGGGGUCUGGAGCUUUCUCUCUCCUGGUUGGUGGGCAGAAGUGCCCUGUGCCUCUUUGCAUCUUAAUCCAAUGCAACAAGCAUUCUCCAGCCUGUGCCAGGCUUUGUGCCGGGAGAUUUGGGGUGAGCAAAGCCCAGUCCCUGCCCUCAGGGAGCUUGCAGACGAAGAAAAGGGUUUGUGCCAUUGAAGAUGCCCAGCUGGAUUGCAGUCAUUGCCCUUGACUUUGCCCAUCUGCCUUUCCAGAGGGGCAGGCCCACUGUCACAGAAACUGGAAGAGCCACACAGGGGAGACAGUGGGAGAGCUCGGGACAGGGCAUGAGAGUGUCUUGCUGCCUCUUGGAGGCCACCAUUGUGACUAUGAACCAUACCGGGCAGAGGAAGUGGGUCAAGGCGGCCAGGGCAGCUGGGCUGGGCAGGGAGAGGACCUGGGCAUGGCAGAAGGAGGGGAAAACAGACUGACUCGGCCUCAGGAGGUCAGAAGGGUGUUGGGCUGUGCUGGGUCACAGAACAACACAGCUUGGGAGGCUCCUGGAGGCUUCAAGGGGAGGCCUAAGGCUAAGGCUGUGGAUGUUGAUUGUCAUUUCCAUUACUAGCCCAAUUAUUAGUCUGUCUUCCUGGUAAAAAUAUGUGGUUGGAAAUGCCAAACUGAGAAGCCCACUUUUCCCCACUGGGGAUCAUCUGGGUUGGCGUCUCCAUGCUCAAGGAUAAUAUCUUGCCCUUUCCUGCCCCCUGCCUAGGAUUUCUCCCCAGAGGAGAGGAGGUGAGGGACCCACCAGGGAGGCUGUGCCUGUGGCUGUCACCCUGAGAUGCCAGCAGCUUCCUUUGGAUUCUGUAAUCAGAGUGUUUUUCACCUGUGUCUGCAGUGAUUGCCAGGAAGCCUCUGUGUCCAUAGCCCAGCGGGAUCCUGCCCUAAUUCCCACUCUUAUGGGGACUCAGCUAAUUCUCACCCCAAUCUCAUUGUCACCAGUCUAGGUCAGCAUUGGAGGGAGGUGUGGGCAACUACAGCCCUUGCUGCUUCCAAGACAGACAUCAACAGUUGAUCACCAACCUUUCCCACUCCCCACUCUCCAGCCCAAUGGACCUCACCGUCCUCAAAACCACUCCAAGCUGCUGCCAAUCAAUCAUAUCCUUAUGUGAGCAAAACCUGUUUGACAUCCUUACACCUGUACCAGCCCUCUCAGAAAGCUCUCAAUUCUGGCCUCCUUUUCUUUUUUCUUUUGAAUGUAUAUUAAAAUUAGGAUGUUCCCAAUCAAAAAAUCACUUUUCCUUCAUCUAGUAAUUGGAUAAGACAAACUAGCCCCAGAAAGCAGACAAUGGGAUGAACUGCCAAGUAGGAUUUUUAGGGGAGACAAAAUGGAUUAGGAAAUGCUAAGUUCUCUGUUGAAGGAGGAUACCUGGAUUUUUUAGGCUGUCAGAGGUGGAGGGCUUCCACAGACUGUCUUGUUCCAACUUUGUACCCAUUUUACAGGUUAGGACUCUGAGACCUCAGCAGUUCUUCUUUGGCCAGUGAGCUCAGGGAGUUAGUUCCAGGAGUGGGGUUCGGUCUCUGCACCCACUGGAUGACAGCGUGAUACAGCUCAGCACUAGACAGGGUUGAGUUGGAACUCCACUGCUGAUGGGCUGUGUGACAUUGGUCCAGUUCCUUGCCAAUAGGUAAGGAGGGAAGUCAGCCCUGGAGCAUCCAGUGCUCCUUGAAAUAUUAGGUAUCCUAGGAGGGUGCGGGUGGGCUCGCAUCUGGAAGAGAAAUCCCUAGAUUCAGCCACCAGUAACAGAAUCCCUCCUCCCCCAACCAACUUUGACUUAAACCAAUCAGAGACUUUACUUUUCUCUCCUUCUGAGAAGUCUAGACAUAGGCGGUUGCUGGCAUUGUCUCCUCAGCUUACGGAUGUCAGAGCCAAGGCUUUGCAACUCUCUUUCCUUUAUAUCACAGUCACUUCAUGGCCCAGGAUGCUUGCUGUACCUCCAAUUUUUCAUCUGGGUUCCAGGCAGGAAGAAGGGGAGUGAGCUAGAUGAAUCUGCCCUCCUCAUUAGGAGCUUUCCCAGAAGCUCCACCAGCCACUUCCAUUCUCAUCUCAUUGGCCAGGACUGUGUCACAUGUUUUCCCCACAUCUGCAAGAAGUCUGAGAACAUGCACCCCAAAAAGAUGGGGGCUCUUCUAGUAAGAAUGAAGGGUAGGGUGGCUUGGAGUGGCACUUAGCUGUCUCUGCUACAGUUGGAGGAAAAAACCGGAGUUUGUCCUGAUCCUCCAUGCCUUGGCCGUAUGCUCCUUAUUCGGAACUUGAAGGCAUCAUCCUUGCAGUGUGAGAGUGACCUGCCACCACGGCCUGCCACCUCCUCUCAGGGGUCCCUGAGUCCUUCAGGUCUACCCAAAGGCAUUGUAGACAUUCUUCCUGCAAGGCUUGGGAACCGACAAAUAGAUCUGCCCAGCUCGCCAGAGUUUUUGUGCAGGAACAGCCCCUCCCGUCUUUGUCCUGGCCGUGAGCACCCAGGGCUAAGCUUUUGAACACUUUCUUUGUGUUUGGAUUCAGCCCAGGCAAUGCAUAUUUGCUUUCAUUUCUUCUUGAGCUUGAGAAGCUCCUGGGUGCAAAUCUUGGAAAAUGAGGAUCUCUGAGCCCUUCCAGGCCAGCUCUUUGUUUUCUAGCAGACAAUUGAGGCUUUGAAAAGGAAAGUGGGUGGGGGCACCCCACAGGUGGCCCUCAUCACCCAAUUGCCAGUGCCUGCAGGCUCCUGCAGCAGAGGCCCAGAGUCAAAGAGGACUUAAAACCAGCUGUCGUUUCUCCCUUAGCUUCUGUGUAUGAGAGAAACAUACAUAGCCUUCUGUUUUUCAAAGUAAGAACAAGGAGGAAUUUGUUUCUAAAAGAACAUUAAAACACAGGCUCGUGGUCUAAAAGCAAAUGGUUCAGCAGGAUGUUCAGGGCCUUAAAGCACGGUCAGCAGGACUCAGCAUCUCCCAGCGCCUGCUCUCCGGUUGUCAUGGUAACAUCAUCCCCAACCCAACCACCUUGUCCAGCCGGGAGACAGCAGUCACAAGGAGGGACCUCGGUUUCCCCCGAGGAUCCUGGGCUUCCUUUCUGAAACACUUGCUUCUGAGCUCAGCAACCAGGAACACCAGGCCAGCCCAUCCCCAGCACCUCUGUGGAGAUGAGGGACAAAGUCCUACAGUCCCUCUUCCUGUUCUGAUGAGAAAGGGAGGGAAGAAAACAUACCCCGAGGGCCUGCAAUAUGGUCAUGACACUUAAAAAGCCUGUGCUAUGGAGUCAUGAUCAGAAACCAGGUGCAGAAACCAGAGUGUGGGGAGGGUCAGCAGCCUGCCUCAGAGCAGCCAGCUAGGUGGGGAGUGGUAAAUUUGGGACUUGUACCCAGGCAUGACUGGCUCCGAGCCCAAUGCUCCACUCUAUCGAAUGUUCCCUGGGCCUCAGUUGCUUUCCUUUCCUUUGCAGGCUGUGGGCUGCUGCCACUCUGGCAGCUGGUGAGCUAGCUGGAGGGCAACAUUCCAAAGCAGGGGCAGCAAGGCUUUCCUCCUGUGCCCACUCCCGUGGGGAAGUCCGUUGACUCCCACCGCUGAUGGGAGCUGGCAACAUCAGGAUGAGGUCCCUGGGGAUGGGAGCAGGUACCCACUGUCUGUCUACCUUCCCACUGGAAAAGCACGGACAGGCCGGCGCUUGAGGGGGCAGGCAGAGGACAGAGUUGGCUUUGCGCGGUCUCUGCCUGCUGAGCAGCUCCAAAUCCUCUCAUGGGAGAAACAAGGAGGCAGUCCCUUGUGCAUGUUCCAGAAGUUUUAUUGGGGAGGAGGAAGCGGGCAGAGGAAGCUGUGUGUGCAUGUGAAGGGGUGGGCAGAGUGGGAGGGAUGCACGGGUAUGUGAGCAUAGCAUGUGCGAGUACUACACACACAUCUCCAUGCAGAAGCACAACUGGGCAGCCCUGGCUUCCAGUGCUGGGCUUCAGCACAACAGACACCAGCCUGUGGUCUCUCUGAACCCAGGGAGACCGCAUCGGGCUCAGGACGUUUCCCCCGAGGUCCAGAGUUUUAUGCCUCUCCCUGGCAUUCUCCAUAAAGAAGGGAAGGUCAGAUGACCCCUUAGAUCUGUGUCAUCUGGGAAUUUCCUUGGGCUGGUUUAGACAUGAUGCCCUCUCUUUUUCUCAGGAUAGCAGAUAACCUGCUUUGAAAGAGGGCUUAAUUCUGUGGGUCCUAAAUUUUCUCCUUUCUCUCUUUCUGUGUGUGUGUGUUGGGGAAAUGGCAAGUUUCCAAUACCAGCUUUGGAGGAAUGAUUAUGUUUUCCCUCCAAUUCAAGCCCAAAAAACCAGAGCCCUCAUUCCAAAGCCCCCCACCCAGAUGGAUUUUUUAGUUUCAUUUGUCAUCCAUCCCAUGGGAGGGUCCCAUGUCUCCUCAGAACCCAUCCUGGAGGCAGCAGGUAGGGUAGAGUGAGUUUGGCCUGCUCAUGACCUCCACCCCUGAGAUUGUGAACAAAGAGGUCUGGGGUGAUGCUGAGAAUGUUUUUGAAGAUGCUCCCAGAUGACGCUGAUGAUCACACGAGAUCGAGUGCUGCGAUCGCCUUGAGUCCAACCUCUGCAUAAAUGAGGUUCUCAUAAACAAGUUCACUCUACCCUAAGCUAAAUCUAUGUGAGCAAACCCACUUCAUCCUUUGUACCUGGAGCCCUGGUUACACUAACCUGAUACUGACCUGUUCAUGUAGCUGGAAUGGUGUGUUUCAUGCAGUGUGGACCAAGCAAUGGCAUGGGGGGUGUGUGUGUGUGUGUCUGUGUGUGUGUGUAUGCGUUCACACUUUUGUGUGUAUAUGUGCAUGUAGAUGCUGCAUAAAUGAUUUUUGAUGUCAAAGACAAACACAUUCCAUUGUUUUAAAUGUUCUAUUAUGUAAACAAUAUGCAGAAGGACCAUAUCUACUCUUGUCAUAUCAUUUGUGAUGGUAAAACAUGCAUUUGCAAUAAAUUAAGCUUUCUGGGAAGGCAAGCAGUAUUGGAGCCAAAUGACUGUCUCGGAACAUGUGUGUGUUAUCUCGGUUCAUAUCAAGUCCAAAGCUAAUGGAGCCUUCCCCGCCAUCCAGGGAGGAACACCAGGACCCCGGAAUUUCUUCUUAGUGCUAUAUUUUAAAGUUGCAUUGAUGUUUUCCUCCCCUUCCUUUUGCACAAGUUGGAAGUAGCAGUGUUCUAAAAGAUGGUUUGAUGUUUUUACUGUUGUUCUAUAUUUUUUAAAAUGUAUCUGCUUUGUGUUUGGAAAUAAAAAUCUCUAUUUUGGUCUAUGAAA